This is a messenger RNA of Gambusia affinis (western mosquitofish), 3574 nucleotides long. RefSeq names its product ring finger protein 167 (gene rnf167). The transcript is spliced from 10 exons. The coding region runs from base 431 to 1633 and encodes 400 amino acids. Gene Ontology annotation, biological process: positive regulation of DNA-templated transcription; protein ubiquitination; ubiquitin-dependent protein catabolic process. Gene Ontology annotation, cellular component: nucleoplasm; cytoplasm. NCBI's taxonomy places the organism in Eukaryota, Metazoa, Chordata, Actinopteri, Cyprinodontiformes, Poeciliidae. Gene Ontology annotation, molecular function: ubiquitin protein ligase activity. The record is from RefSeq and is a predicted model, not a curated record.
ACCUAAACAAAGACCACGAAGAAAAAGACAGAAACAGUAGCAAACAACCUUAGCAGUGAGCGGCUAAUUUACCUUGUGGAAACUUUAGGUUUUAGUUUCCUCGGUUUUACGUUGGAUAGAUUAAUUGUUUUUGUUCAUUUGACUCGGUAUAAACUAUGUUCACGGGCUCCUGAAGGGAGACGAAAAUGGAGCCUGUUAUCUAACAUUUGCUAACUCUAGCCAAACAUCGGUAAACCUCAAGUUAAUCCUUUCCGUUUGUGGUGUUUUCUGCUGGAAAUAUAUACUGGUGGCGAUAAAGCAGUUUAAAUUGUCCAGGAAGAACGGCCUGGCUCAUUUAAGGAUUUUUUUUGUUAGACGGUUUGAGUUUCGAUUAUAUCCCUCGGUGUGGAGGCAUAAACAAGGAAAUACGUGCCGCUGAAAACAACCGAGGAUGGCCCACCUUGCUGUGUGGUGGAAGCGCACUCAGCUGAGUGUCUUUCUACUCGCUUUCAGCUGCAUGUGUUUCCCCUCACCAACACAUGCAUAUAUAUUUGUUCAUUAUAAAAACCAGACCGACCUAAUAUUUGAGGACCUACCUGCUUUCUUUGGACCGUCUCUUCCGAAGGAGGGAUUGAUGGGAGUUUUGGUAGUGUCCCAUCCACUCAAUGGUUGUACAACAAUGGAUCCUCCUCCUCCACUGACAACAAACUAUGAUGCCAACACCACUAAAUUUAUUGCUCUCAUCAGGCGCUUUGAUUGCAAUUUUGACAUAAAGGUUUUAAAUGCACAGCAGGCGGGGUACAGCGCAGCAAUCGUUCACAACUUGAACUCUGACCUUCUUCUCAACAUGAACUUUAGCAAUGAGACUAUUGCGGAUCAGAUUGAAAUUCCCUCUGUGUUCACCAGCUCCUAUGCUGCAAGAAGGCUUAAGGAGGAAGUAAUUCCAGAACACGGGGCCUAUGUGAUACUCAAGCCGGAUUUAGUUUUUCCACUUUCGUACUACCUUAUUCCAUUCACUGGGGUACUAGGGAUGAUUAUUAUUGUGAUGUGUGUAAUCCUAGUUAUACGGUGUGUGCAGUACAGAAAACGUGUGAGGAAAAAUCGUUUGACCAAGGAGCAGCUGAAGCGCAUUCCAACUCACAAGUUCAGGAAAGGAGAUGACUAUGAUUUGUGUGCCAUCUGUCUUGAUGAGUAUGAAGAAGGAGACAAGCUGAGAGUUUUACCUUGCUCACAUGCAUAUCAUUGCAAGUGCGUCGACCCGUGGCUCACCCUGACCAAGAAGACCUGUCCCGUGUGCAAACAACGCGUGACCCGAAACAACCCGGAGCAUUCCGAGUCCGACUCUGAGGAGGAAGCCGGAGGCCGGGGAGAGGAGGAAGCACCACAGGGCGAAGGAGACUCUGAGCGCACCCCUCUGCUGCGCCCGUCCAACCCCGGGUCUCCGUCUAGGAACCCGUCGGCCUACUCAGCCACCACCACUACUGCCCAGUGCCUCGUCUCUCCAACACAACGCAACUCCCCCGUCCUGGGCUAUGAUGGUUACUGCUCCCCACAGGAGGACACUGACUCAGAAAGUGGUGACGGAGGAGAGGAUGAGCACCACAGCGAGGACGACACAGCUCAGCUCAUUGGUAGGAACGGAGUGGUGGUCUGAACUUACCCGCCACAUUAUUAGCCCAAUUUUAAACCCAAAAAGCGAAUGGGAAGGAAAGCUUUGCCUAAGCAUUUUGCUUAGUUAGCUGGAAGAUUUAUAGUCGGCUUAAACUUUAGUAUUAUUUCCACAUUUGUCAAUUUCAACAAAUCUUUCAUCCAGAUGUUGACAGGAAACCUUUUAAGUGUCAAAGCACAAAUCUGUUUCACCAAAGUCAAAUGUUAGGAGUCACUCCCCUUCGAUGCACACAAUGACUCUCGCUGGACUACUGCUUGUCUCAUGUUGUAUUCUGUGACUUUAUCACACAACACCUAAACUCUGGUGUAGCCACAGAGUAACAGAAAUCUGUGUGGUGAAAGUUACUUUGGUUGAAGUGGCUUCUGAAGGAAAGUUCCCUCUUUUAAAUCAUCUCCUUUAGAUGGUUGUACUACUUGGAGGUGGGUGUAGAGGAUUGUUUAUCUCUUUAAUUUGAAAUUUUUAUUUUUUUUCCAGAGGACUGGAUUUUUCUGUUUUGAUGAUGGAUUAUACUAUAAUAUAACAUUGGAAACACUUUAAUAUCUCUGUGCUGCUUUUACAUUGUUGUUCACAUAGCGAUGUGGGCAGUUAAAAUUUUUAGCUUUAUUCCAUUUAUCCAGUUGAGUGAACUCAGGUUUUUGUUUUUUGUUUUUUCUUCUUCACAAUUAAAGGUCAGUUGGAUUUGUAAGUGAAAAGGCAAGUGCAAAAAAAUUACAAUGGGUUUGGUCAUGUAAAUGUUAGGUUUUUGCUUCACUUUUAAGCUUUGAAAAAUAAAACCCUGACCCUAUUAACUUUUUUUUUUUUUUUUUAAACUUAUUCUUAAAUAAUUACAGAUUAAGACCUGUGAUGUUGAAAAGCGUUUUAGGGGAAAAGUGCAUUGCCUUACAUCGGCCUUGAUGUUCAUGUGUGUGUUUAAUGUUUUUAACCCGAGUGGUCGAGAUAGACACUCCUUUCUCAGUUUUUAUUUUAUUCUUGUGUCUUGUUCUGUAAUAUAAUAUGUUGUUCCCUGCCUUUGUGUCUCUUGGUGUAUCUUUAGCAUGGUUAUGCUUUUACUUGUAGCCUAACAUCAGGACAGGUCUAAUCAAAUUAAAGUUGGUGAAAGACAGCCUUUUUGGGGUUUUUACUGCUCAUUUAUGUAAAACGUGUCACAAGUGGAAGUCUUAGGUGAUUUUGGCCAUAGUGUUUUUAUUCCUAAAAUUAAAAAUCAUGAAGGUUAGCUCUGAAGUUAAAACUAUUCAGUACUUCUAUACGUUGUUCUGUAUCACUCUAAAAACAUGUAAACAGGGUUUUUGUGAUCGUUUUUGCUUUAUUUCUAACAUAGUUGCACAAAUGUGCUUUACAAGUUUUGAUUUUCUAUAAAGAAUUAGUGCAAUUAUUGUACCAUUUGAUACUGCAAGUCCAUCAAUCUUAAGGCAGAGGAUACGCUACAUAUGACGGAAAUAAAUUGUGGGGAUUAGCUUUCAGUGGGCAGAGCAUGAAGGCGCAACAACAGAACUGGAUUAUUGACAUUCCUUCACAUUGUACUGCCCAGUGAUCCCACACUGUUAAGGAUUGACUUGGAUCUGUUUUAAGAAACACAAUAUGCUUCAAAUUUUUUUUUGUACUGUACAUUUUUUUCUAUGUCUGUUAAUGGAAACAAAUGGAAAUGGCUGAUCUUCAAAUGUUAAUUAUUACACUAAUACACUUUUUUUUUUAUUUGAGAAUGUGCCUAGGUUAUCAGACUGUACAUGCGCAGUGUACAAAAUAAGAGUGAGAAUCUAUAAAUUGUCUAAAGGUUUGUGAGAAGCAACAUUAAAUGUUUAUGACAGAGUAAAAAGAAUAAAGAUGGGUUUGCUGCCAUAAUUUGUUUUAAUAAGGAAGGUUGAGUAAUUUCUCUUUACAAAUGUUCAUUGACACAAUUCUUGAUAAUAAAGCCACUUUGAAAAAUAA